AUGCAGUCAUUCUCAUCUAUUAUUUCACUCGCCUCCUUGCUGGCUCUGGCACAGGCUCAUGGCGUCAUAUUAGGCGCGCAAGGUCUUGACGGUUCGCCGGCAAGCGUUGGCUUCAAGGUCGAGGCUGAGUUGGCAAGAAAUUGCACAUCCAUCAGCCCAUGCCAACAAGAUACGACGAUCAUUCGAGAUGCAGAGAUUGCGGCCAACGUUGUGAACGAGUGCGGACGAACAGAAUUAGCUGGUAACAUUGACAUCGGCGAGAACACGGAAAAUGCUCUUGCCGCCGGCGCUGUUACUCAAGUCAAGGCUGGAACUCAACUCGAGGUUACGAUUCACCAAGUGAACGCCGACGGAGCCGGUCCUUAUGCAUGUGACUUGGUGGAGGCAGGAAACAACGGUGUCAUCACGCAGAACUUGACUGUCGAGAACAAUGUUCCUGGUGUCAACGGCUUCUCGCAGGCCAAGACCCAACAGUUCAAGAUCCUUGUGAACAUGCCUGAUAACUUUGCCUGCAGUGGUUCAUCUGCUGGCAAUGUCUGCACUGUGCGAUGCAGAAACAAUGCACUAGCUGGCCCCUUCGGUGGAUGCUUUCCCGUCCAGCAAGUAGACGUGGAGCCUAGCCAGAACACUGCUGCCAAGGUGCCUACCAACUUGUCUCUAGACAAGGUUCUCAAGCAAGUUUCGCAAGAUCAGGAAGACCUCCCUGCCGCCAUUGCCGCUGUUCAAAAUGCAGGCUCGGAUAAGGGGCUUGCGGCCGCGGCCGCGGUCAGCUCUCUUCUGAAGCAGACCGUCACCAGCCUGCCCGCUUCUGUUCAGACACUCGAUGUUGUCACCGGCGUGGCAGCAACGGCAACGGCCACUUCGGCUGCCGCUGCGACCCAGACGAAUGAUGCCACCAACAAUGGAUCCCGCAAUGGCCGUAACGGAAACAACAGCAGCAACAACAGCAACAACAGCAAUGCCAAUACCAAUGCCAACAGCAGAAACGGCCGUGGUAAUGCUGCCAACAACAAUAACAGACGGAGAACUGUGUUUUUCGCUUAA
Molecule: messenger RNA, 1044 nt
Organism: Hypoxylon fragiforme
Lineage: Eukaryota; Fungi; Ascomycota; Sordariomycetes; Xylariales; Hypoxylaceae
Exons: 5
Coding region: 1-1044 (347 amino acids)
Source: RefSeq, a predicted model, not a curated record